Amborella trichopoda is the source of this 1815-nucleotide messenger RNA. RefSeq names its product monooxygenase 1. The record is from RefSeq and is a predicted model, not a curated record. Gene Ontology annotation, molecular function: FAD binding. Lineage: Eukaryota; Viridiplantae; Streptophyta; Magnoliopsida; Amborellales; Amborellaceae.
GAGGUGGGUUAGAGAGGAGAGAGGAGAGAGAAAGAGAGGUGGGUUAGAGAGAGUUGAGUUGGUUGGAAGAGGUAGAGACAGUGAUCGUGGGUGGAGGAAUCAUAGGGCUCGCCACAGCCCUCGCUCUGCACAGGUGAUUUGCUGCGCAAUUGGCAGGGAAGAAGAGGCGCGUUGUCUUAAAAGAAGUGAUCUAAUGGAAACCCUAGCACAUGCAUUGCCACUUGAUGCCAUCCGCUUCAAUUGUAGAGCAAUUGAUGUCCAAAUUUCUCCAAAUUCUUUUCCCAUUGUUCAUCUUGAUGAUGGGACUACAAUAUACUCCAAGGUUGUAGUUGGAUGCGAUGGUGUUAAUUCCAUAGUUGCAGAGUCAUUGGGAGUUAGAGCUCCAAGUUUUGAUUCCAUGGGGAGAAUAAGGGUAGUCACCACCUAUCCAGGCAAGGGCCAUGAUUUUGGUAACAAAAGCAGCAGAGUAACAAGUACUCAAAUUGUAUUGGGGAGGAUACCAAUAAAUCACAACUUGGUCCACUGGUUCAUAACCUACUCGAGGCAUGGAGUGAAGAGCCUGGUUUUAGAGAGAGGAGAGUUGUUGAGGUCAGAAGGGGCAGCACUGGCAAUGUGGACCAACGGUUGGCGUGCCCUUGAUGCUCUUGGUGUUGGUGAAACACUAAGACACAAAUCAAUACCAAUACAUACAGUGACCGACGUUUGUUUUGAAGAAGGUCGACAACGAUCAAUUCCUAUUGGGAGAGAUGAGGUACGUUGUCUGAAAAGGAGUGACCUCAUGGAAACCCUAGGAGAAUCAUUGCCACCUGAAACCAUCCGUUUCAAUUGCAAAGUUGUUGGGGUUACAAUCUCUCCAUUUUCUCAUUCAGCUGUUCAUCUUGAGAAUGGGACCACAAUCUCAGCCAAGGUUGUACUAGGCUGUGAUGGAGUUAACUCAGCAGUUGCAAAGUCAUUAGGAUUGAGAAAUCCAUGCUUUGAUUCCUUUGCUGCUAUAAGGGGAUUCACAAGUUAUUCAGGCAAGGGGCAUUGUAUCGGGAAUCAAAUAAUCCGACUAAAGAAUGAUCGCAUGGUCGUUGGGAGGCUCCCAGUCAACCACAACUUGGUUCAUUGGUUCAUAAGCAGGGCAUGGGUUCCUCAAGAUUGCGAGAUUUCAAAGGAGCCCAAACUCAUCAAAGAGGCAGCACUUGGAGCCAUUUCCAAAUUUCCAGACGAGAUAACCGAAAUGGUUAAAAGUUGUGACCAAAGUUGUUUGAGCCUUACACAAUAUCGGGCUCGGUCCCCAUGGGAACUCUUGGUAAGGACGUUGCACAAACACUCAGUAACCUUAGCUGGAGACGCAAUGCAUGCUAUGGGACCAUACACUGGUCAAGGAUGUGCAGUAGGGCUCGAAGACUCUGUCGUGCUAGGACGGUGCCUAGGGUUAGCCAUGCGUGGGUGCCACGAGGAGAGCGAGGAUCAAACUAGGGUUAGGAUCAGCAUGGCUUUAGAGAGAUAUGUAAAGGAAAGGAAGAUGAGAGUUAUAAGGAUGGCUAGCCAGACCUAUUUAGUGGGCUUGCUAGUAAAGCCCUCCUUUUCUCCAUUGAAGCUGAUUGUACUUGUUGUUUUGUUGCUUUUCUUUGGGGGUUUGCAAGGGGGCACUCAGUAUGAUUGUGGUACUCUACUCAGCCCAAAAAGUUAAUUGUGGCAAUCUCUUGGCAUCAUCUCAGAGGUUUUAGGUUCAAUCUUGUUUUGUAUCUUUUAUUUUUCUUUUGGAUACGCUUGGGUGUGGCAUAAGACUUGUUUUAGACUUGCUUGAAGUACUAGAGAGAAAGAAGA